Megalobrama amblycephala (Wuchang bream) is the source of this 792-nucleotide messenger RNA. It is a transcript of the gene spaca9, whose product is annotated as sperm acrosome associated 9. Gene Ontology annotation, cellular component: ciliary base; sperm flagellum; acrosomal vesicle. The coding region runs from base 134 to 778 and encodes 214 amino acids. NCBI's taxonomy places the organism in Eukaryota, Metazoa, Chordata, Actinopteri, Cypriniformes, Xenocyprididae. The record is from RefSeq and is a predicted model, not a curated record. The transcript is spliced from 4 exons.
CCACCAGAGGGCGCACGAGUAUCCUACUCUUGUUGCUAAGCAGCGCAAAUUCAAUGCAACAGAAACAAUGUAACGUUACAUAUGUUUGAUAUGCCUCUACAAUACGUACUACUAAUACAGGUCAAGUACUGAGAUGGCUGACGUCAGAGAGCAGUUACUUUCCAUUGAGGAGAAGUAUAAACGUUUUAAACAACAGCAAUUUAUAUUUAUAACCGCUCUUGAGCGCUCGAGGGAGCAUGCCAGGGACAAAACUGAGCCUGUCUCCACCGUCGCACAGGUCCAAAGGUACAUGACUCACCACUGCAGCAAUUCCACAGACAGAUGCAUCUUUUCACUCUUUUUGGAAAUUAUUUCUGAUCUUGGAGGCGUUUUAAAACAUCUCGAGUCCUCACUGUCCAGCCAAAACACUUCCUGUGAGGGCCUGGAUACUUGCAGGGAUAUCCUUGGCCCUAACAGCAACAUCACUCAGCUAAGGGCACACUACCCACACAAUGAGAUCAACCGGCUGAGCUGUGAUGAAGCAAGGAAUUUCUAUGGUGGGAUUGUUAGCGUGAUUCCAUUGGCUCUAGACCUCCUCACCACCUACAGUAGAGGAGGUGCUCAACGUCCCACUCCAACAGCUACAGAAACAUCUCAACAAACAGUGGCAAAGAAUGUGGAGAUGGUUGCAGACCUUAAUAAAGACACCAAAAAGAACCUGAGCAGAUAUAAACAAGGGGCAGGUGGCUGGCAUGCUGGAAAACCAGCCUGGAAGCCACCAGGAAAUACAAGGAGAUAAAACACUUUUUCAAU